Molecule: messenger RNA, 1455 nt
Organism: Olea europaea var. sylvestris
Lineage: Eukaryota; Viridiplantae; Streptophyta; Magnoliopsida; Lamiales; Oleaceae
Exons: 10
Coding region: 353-1408 (351 amino acids)
Cellular component (GO): membrane
Molecular function (GO): glycosyltransferase activity
Source: RefSeq, a predicted model, not a curated record
CAGUACAAAACAAUUCUUUGAUUUUCUCUUAUGGGAAUAAGAACAAGAGAAGGAAUAACAAAUAAUCCCUAAAUCUUAUUAUAAAAAUUCCAGUCACUGUAAUGGCGAGAAAGAUAGAACUUUGAAACCUACACACAAAUUGAAACGACAUCGUGGCAUCUUUGUUCUUUUCAUAUGCGCCAAAACUGAGCACAGUGAUAAACCACCGCCAGAAACUUCUGUUUCAAUUCAACAUUCCUAUAUCUAUUUUAAAUUGUGGAAAUUUCAUAUAAUUCUCUCAAUGUACAUAAGAAAAGGAAGAGGAAGGGGGAGGAUUGGUAAACAGUGUAUAAUUAAUUUAUUAUAAGAACUGAUGAUGAAGAAGGCACAGGCAUCAAUGUUUCCGGUGAAGCCGAUGCGCCGCGUGCUCUGGUUGGUGUGGAAGAUGGUGAUUUUGACGUCUAUCGUUCUUUGUCUAUGGGCUUUCUUCAGACUGCAGAAGUACUCGGAAUCCCCGGUUUCUCCUUAUUCAACGUUGCCUCGGAAAUCUCGAGUAUUCCUUGAUCAGUUCGAAGGUAAUCCCAAAAUCGCGUUUCUAUACCUCGCUCGGAGAGACUUGCCUCUCGAUUUCCUUUGGGGAAGCUUUUUCGAGAAUGCAGACGAGGCAAAAUUUUCAAUAUACAUACAUUCAGAGCCUGGUUUUGCUUUUGAUGAAUCAACAACGAGAUCUAGUUUCUUCUACAAUCGACAAUUGAAAAAUGGCAUUAAGGUAGUUUGGGGAGAAGCAAGUAUGAUUGAAGCGGAGAGGUUGUUACUUGAUGCGGCUCUUGAGGAUCCAGCAAAUCAGAGAUUUGUUCUCUUAUCAGACAGCUGUGUCCCUUUGUACAACUUCAGCUAUAUUUACAACUAUCUCAUGGCUUCUCCAAAGAGUUUUGUGGACAGUUUUCUUGAUAAAAAAAAUGAGCGAUACAAUCCAAAGAUGUCACCAGUUAUACCACAGGGCAAAUGGCGGAAAGGAUCGCAGUGGAUCGCCUUAAUCCGUAGCCAUGCUGAAGUCAUUGUAGAUGAUGAAGUUGUCUUUCCUGUUUUCAAAAAGUUUUGCAAGAGACGACCGCCUGUGGAUGUUAGUUACGGAAAGCAUAAUCUUAAACUUCAGAAACAACACAAUUGUAUCCCGGAUGAACAUUAUGUGCAGACCUUACUUGCAAUGAAUAAUCUUGAAGCUCAACUUGAACGAAGAACAGUGACAUACACUGUAUGGAACCUAUCGGCGACAAAAAUGGACAAUAAAGGCUGGCAUCCUAUCACAUUUAGCUAUGCAGAUGCUGGGACUCAACAUAUAAAGAGGAUAAAGGUUAGCAGAUUGCAUCUCUCUCUCUCUCUCUCUUUUCAGUGGACAAUAAUGUCUGAUUGUCUGCAAUGGAGAUAGACCAUAACAAUGACAAUAUGAGCACGUUGUUAUUAGAGCAUGUUUGA